Lemur catta (Ring-tailed lemur) is the source of this 3403-nucleotide messenger RNA. It is a transcript of the gene RASAL1, whose product is annotated as RAS protein activator like 1. Gene Ontology annotation, biological process: intracellular signal transduction; negative regulation of Ras protein signal transduction; regulation of GTPase activity. Gene Ontology annotation, molecular function: GTPase activator activity. The record is from RefSeq and is a predicted model, not a curated record. Bases 31 to 2472 code for a protein of 813 amino acids. The transcript is spliced from 21 exons. NCBI's taxonomy places the organism in Eukaryota, Metazoa, Chordata, Mammalia, Primates, Lemuridae.
UUCUACCCGGAAAGUUUGGGGCUGGGCGCCAUGGCCAAGAGCAGCUCCCUGCAUGUCCGCGUGGUGGAGGGCCGGGCGCUGCCCGCCAAGGACGUGUCUGGGAGCAGCGACCCCUAUUGCCUAGUGAAGGUGGACGAUGAGGUGGUGGCCAGGACAGCGACCGUCUGGCGCAGCCUGAGCCCCUUCUGGGGGGAGGAGUACACUGUGCACCUGCCUCUGGAUUUCCACCACCUGGCCUUCUACGUACUGGACGAGGACACCGUCGGGCACGACGACAUCAUCGGCAAGAUCUCGCUGAGCAGGGAGGCGAUUGCAGCCGACCCCCGAGGGAUCGACAGCUGGAUCAAUCUGAGCCGCGUGGACCCGGACGCGGAGGUGCAGGGCGAGGUCUGCCUGUCGGUGCAGAUGCUGGAGGACGGACGGGGCCGCUGCCUUCGCUGCCACGUGCUCCAGGCUAGGGACCUGGCCCCCCGAGACAUCUCCGGCACGUCCGACCCGUUUGCACGUGUGUUUUGGGGCAGCCAGAGCUUGGAGACCUCGACCAUGAAGAAGACGCGCUUCCCACACUGGGAUGAGGUGCUGGAGCUGCGGGAGGUGCCCGGCGCCCCGUCCCCACUGCGGGUGGAGCUCUGGGACUGGGACAUGGUGGGCAAGAACGACUUCCUGGGCAUGGUGGAGUUCUCCCCGAAGACCCUGCAGCACAAGCCGCCCAAUGGCUGGUUCCGCCUCCUGCCCUUUCCCAGAGCCGAGGAGGAUUCUGGAGGGAACCUGGGUGCCCUGUGGCUGAAGGUGCGUCUGACCGAAGACCGUGUCCUGCCCUCCCGGUACUACCAGCCCCUCCUGGAGCUGCUCAUGGAUUCUGUGCUGGGGCCGGCAGAGGAGGACACUGCCAGCCCCCUGGCUGUGCUGGAGGAGCUGACCUCGGGGGACUGCCGCCAGGACCUUGCCACCAAGCUGGUGAAACUCUUCCUUGGCCGGGGCCUGACCGGGCCCUUCCUGGACUAUCUCACGCGGCGUGAGGUGGCUCGGACCACUGACCACAACACCCUCUUCCGGUCUAACUCCCUGGCUUCCAAGUCGAUGGAGCAGUUUAUGAAGCUCGUGGGCAUGCCCUACCUGCACGAGGUCCUGAAGCCGGUGGUUAGCCGCGUCUUCGAGGAGAAGAAGUACAUAGAGCUGGACCCGUGCAAGAUGGACCUGGGCCGCACCAGGAGGAUCUCCUUCAAGGGUGCGCCCUCAGAGGAGCAGAUGCGGGAGACCAGCCUGGGGCUGCUGACGGGCUACCUGGGGGCCAUCGUGGACGCCAUCGUGGGCUCCGCGGGGCGCUGCCCGCCGGCCAUGCGCCUCGCCUUCAAGCAGCUGCGCCGGCGCGCGGAGGAGCGCUUCCCCCAGGCGGAGCGCCAGGACGUGAAGUACCUGGCGAUAAGCGGCUUUCUCUUCUUGCGAUUCUUCGCACCUGCCAUCCUCACCCCGAAGCUGUUUGACCUCCGGGACCAUCACGCGGACCCUCAGACCAGCCGCUCACUGCUGCUGCUUGCCAAGGCCGUACAGAGCAUCGGGAACCUGGGCCAGCAGCUGGGCCAGGGCAAGGAGCUGUGGAUGGCCCCCCUGCACCCCUUCCUGCUGCAGAGCAUCUCGCGUGUGCGGGACUUCCUGGACCGGCUGGUGGACGUGGAUGGAGAUGAGGAGGCUAGUGCCCCAGCCAGGGCCCUGGUCCCGCCCUCGGUGACUGUUCGAGAAGGCUACCUGCUGAAGCGCAAGGAGGAGCCUGCCAGCCUGGCCACACGCUUCGCCUUCAAGAAGCGCUACUUCUGGCUCAGCGGGGAGACCCUCUCCUACUCCAAGGGUCCCGAGUGGCAGAUGCGCACCUCCAUCCCGGUGUCGCACAUCCGCGCUGUGGAGCGUGUGGACGAGGGCGCCUUCCAGCUGCCCCACGUGAUGCAGGUGGUGACGCAGGACGGCGCGGGGCCGCCGCACACCACCUACCUCCAGUGCAAGAAUGUGAACGAGCUCAGCCAAUGGCUAUCAGCCCUGCGCAAGGCCAGCGCCCCCAACCCGGACAAACUGGCCUCCUGCCACCCCGGUGCCUUCCGCAGCGCCCGCUGGACCUGCUGUCUCCAGGCCGAGCGCUCAGCUGCCGGUUGCAGCCGUACACACUCAGCUGUCACCCUGGGGGACUGGAGUGACCCGCUAGAUCCGGAUGCUGAGGCCCAGAUGGUGUAUCGGCAGCUGCUUCUGGGGAGGGACCAGCUCAGGAUGCAAUUCCUGGAGGAUUCCAGCAUGAACACGACUCUGGAGGCGGACACAGGGAAGGGCUCCAGAGCCACAGAAGGAGCCUGUCCUGAUGUCCUGGCCCGGCAGAGAGCAGCGGCUGCCCGCCUGCUGGAGGUGCUCUCAGACCUGGAUCAGGCCCAUGAAGAGUUCCAGCUGCAGGAGCAAGGGAGGGCGGCCCCAGGCCACCUUAGGCCCUGAGGAAAUGACGGAGCCACCUGGAAGGAGGAGCAAGGAGCCACGGGGCCCUCCUCCUCGUGCCCUGGCCCUGUAGUCUCCUCAUGGCCGUCUGGUACCUCUUUGAUGCUGUGGCUUGAAGGCUCCAGGGCAUGUGUGCCCCGAGUCCGGAACUCAGGGCAUGGAAUUCCCUUUGGCAGGGGCCAGCCUUGCCUUGAGUGACUCUCAUGCUCUGGGUUGAGUCAGACUGAAGUGGAUAGGAUAAGGAACCUGACUUAUUUGCUGAGCUUGGGGGUCCCUGCCUCCCCAGACUAGCCUCUCCUUACACCAAUGAGGCCAGCUUGGCCCUGAGCUGCUGGAUACAGCUAUACCUGAACUCCUAAGGCCCAUGUGGCCUCGUUGCCCCAGACAGGCACAAAAUGGGCUCAGCCUUUCCUGUUUUGAUGUCUGUUAGUCCCUGUAACCUCACUGAUCCUUCUGUACCCUGCCCUUGGCCAGGAGCCCCAACCACAGGCCUCCUCAGGAAGAACUGAGGCUAGGAGACCCGUGUGCUAGGCUCAGAUCCUUCGAACCUGGGAGACCUUGCCCUUCUUCGAGCCUCAGUUUACCCUGUAUGAAAUGAGGUGGGAGUGAGUCUGAUGUGUGGUUUUUAAAUUGGAUUCCACUGAGGCCAUUCAGGAGCCAGGGAGGGUUUCUCAGACUAUCUGGUCCACAGCCCACCCACUGGGGUGUCUGCUAGAAAUGCAGAUUCCUGGGCCCCACCCAGCUACUGACUCAGAAUCUGAAGGUAUGUGGGGGCAGGAAUCAGGGUUUUGAACGGGUUCUAAAGCUGAUGUGGGUGAACAUAAGGUUUGAGGACCACGGGCCUGGGAAAUAGGCAAUUUUAUAUAUUAGGGUUCAGGGUGAGAUUUUUGUCUGAGAAUGACAAAAAUAUUAUUAAACGUUUGGGAACACU